GUGGCUUGAAUCUAAAUAUUGAUAUACAUGGUGCCUGACCUAAAAGUGUCGGGUACAUCAUUUUACCUUUAGCGCUCUUUUAAAGCUUCCCCCGACGUCAGAGCCAAUCAAUUGAUUUCUGGAGCUCUCACCAGCUUCCGAAUUCAGGAUGUAUACAGCACCACCUAGGUAAUUGAUGAUGAAUCGCAGUCUCUGGAGUUCAAUAACGCUACCAUCAUCACCGCCAGUCUCGAGGGUAGUAGCAAGCUCAAUAAUAACCAUACCCCGGCGUUUCUACGCCAUCCAAGCUGCCGCACCCCCGGUCCACCAGGUCUUCAACCGCCGCACGAAAUGGCUGCAGAAGGAGCGCGCGGCCGCCAACGUCGAGGCCAGCCGAGUCGCCGACUAUCUGAAAGAUGAAGUAGCUAUCCGGUUAUGCGAUAGAUUGCUGGAUAUCAAACGGACCUACCCCUCGGUCCUCGACCUCGGCGCCAACUCCUGCAACAUCGCGCGGGCCCUAACGCGGCCGAACCCGGACCCGGACUCCGGCGCGCCCGUCACCGAGCCCCUCGCCUCCCGCAUCGGACACCUGCUGGCCGUGGACUCGUCGCGGACGCUGCUGUACCGGGACGCGGACGAGCCGUUCAACGCCGACAUCAACAUGACGCGGCAGGUGCUGUCGGACGAGGAGACUCUCCCGUUCGAGCCCAACUCCUUCGACCUCGUCCUCAGCUCCCUGAGCAUGCACUGGGUCAACGACCUCCCGGGGGUCCUCGCCCAGAUCAACAACGUCCUCAAGCCCGACUGCGCCUUCGUCGGCGCCAUGUUCGGCGGCGACACCCUGUUCGAGCUGCGCACGUCGCUGCAGCUGGCCGAGCAGGAGCGCCGCGGCGGCAUCUCGCCGCACGUCUCCCCGCUGGCCGACGUGCGCGACGUCGGCGGCCUGCUGCAGCGCGCCGGCUUCAAGAUGCUUACCGUCGACGUCGACGACAUCAUCGUCGAUUACCCUGAUACGUUCGCGCUCAUGCAGGACCUCCAGGCCAUGGGCGAGAACAAUGCGGUCCUUGGCCGCGAGAUGGGCGGUAUCCGACGGGACGUGCUCCUAGCCAACGAUGCCAUUUAUCGCGAGCUUCAUGGCAACGCUGAUGGAUCUAUACCCGCUACUUUCCGAACGAUAUAUAUGAUCGGAUGGAAGGAAUCCAAAGACCAACGUCAACCAUUGCCUCGAGGCAGUGGAGAAAUCAGUCUGAAGGACGUUUUUGAGAAGAAAUAGAAAUAUUCUGGAUUAAUGUCAUCAAUGUCUUUUACAUUUAGUUUCACGCCUCACAGUGACCUAUUAUUACCUAUUACUAACAACCACGUACAUGUUGGUGUGUAGCUUCGACGAAUUCGGAUGCAAAAACAUCGGAUGAUCCAUUGGCUUAUAGCUCCAUAGAACAGGUUAGCUCUUGCUAGUGCUUCGAGCAUAUUUCCCUUUAUACAGCAAUUCGUCGUAAAGCUCAAGCCUUUCACAUUAACGAAAGCAUUCCCCGAUACCUUCAACAGACUAACUCCAUUAACAUCCGAUAAAGUUGCACUUAAGACAGGUAGCUCUUCAAAUAGCUGAGCUCAUCUUCUCUU
Molecule: messenger RNA, 1599 nt
Organism: Daldinia caldariorum
Lineage: Eukaryota; Fungi; Ascomycota; Sordariomycetes; Xylariales; Hypoxylaceae
Product: S-adenosyl-L-methionine-dependent methyltransferase
Exons: 2
Coding region: 176-1252 (358 amino acids)
Biological process (GO): mitochondrial respiratory chain complex I assembly
Cellular component (GO): mitochondrion
Molecular function (GO): S-adenosylmethionine-dependent methyltransferase activity
Source: RefSeq, a predicted model, not a curated record